CAUCUAUACAAACCAAGAAUCACAUUCUCUCUUUCACACACUCACACACCCACAUAUCACACACACAAACACUUAUGCGGGUGGCGGCCAAACAGUUAUUAUUAUUAUUAAGAAAAUAAGGUAUAUAUGUUUUACUAUAGCUUUUUGAUCAUAUUAAUCAUGCAAUUAUUUUUUUAUUUUUAGGUUAAUUAGUUCAUUUUAUUAUGAUUAUAAUAAAUAUGUAAUAAAGUUUAGAACUUUUCAUGAUUUAAUUGAGCAAUUAUUUCGGAUCUCUGCUGGAGUGAUUGAAAGUUUGAAUCUUGUAUUAUUUUUAGAAUUUAAUAGUUAACCGGAAUUAGAGACAUAAGCUAUAUGUGUUGUGAGAUUUUAGGGGGAAACAGUUGUUGCUUCAAGUGACGACGUUUUAUUUAUCACUUGCCAGAGUGGUGGUUGUUUCUUUGAAAUUUCAUGUGAGUGAAGAUGGGGUCUGCUUGUUGUGUUGCUGCUAGAGAUAGAACUAUAACAGAUCGAUCUGGUAGUGAUGUUAUGACCAGGAAUGAUCGGUAUUCUCCAUCAUGGAGCUUUCGAUGGGAUAAUCGAGGGCGUGUAGCAGGUGAAGAGUCAUCUGUGAAUUGCUUGUCUGAUGGCGGUGGUACCAACGAUAGGUUGGACAAUAAAUCUCAGACAACUGUAGAAACCACUUAUGCAACAGAAGGCAGUCCAUUGGAUAGUUCACGAAGCCUCACCUGGCAUAAGCCGUCACUUUCUGAAGAAAUCAGGGUUCCUCGGUCAGAUCCAUCAUAUUCUAAGAAUCUUCAUGAGGGGAAGGAUUCGAGGGGAGCUUCUGUAUCUUUGGAACCAUCUCCAACCAAAAUGUCAACACAAACACAUUCAGUUUCAUCCUUUUCAGCAUCCCCUUUGUCUUCUUCUCAAAGUCAACUCAUGCCCCUUUCAAGUUUGACCCCAUCAAGGUGGCCCCGCCGUUCACCAGGUCACCAUCUACUACGUCAAGUAUCCGAUAGCCGAAUUCGAGGCAUGAUGUCACCUAACUUUUCAAUAUCAGAAGAGGGUUCACCUUUCAUGCAUCCUGGGUGGAACAAUAAAUCAAACACGGGGUCUCAUGGUGGAUCCUCAGAUGGUUGGUCGAAUAGAGAUAGAUGGUCUUUUGAUAGUGAGUCUCUCAGUUUUAGUCGUGAUAGAAUUAGCAGAUCUAGUGGCAGGGUUUCGUCUUCUCCAACGGUUGAGAUACAGACAUGCGGUGUCUGCUCAAAACUUUUAACCGAAAGAUCCUGUUGGAGUAGUCAAAAAAUUGUAGCCACCAAUGGGCUUCCGGUUGUUGCAGUUCUCCUAUGUGGGCAUGUUUACCAUGCAGAAUGCUUAGAAAAUAUGACUCCUGAGAUUAACAAGUAUGAUCCAGCAUGCCCUAUUUGUACUUUUGGGGCAAAAAAGGUUCUCAAGUUGUCAGAAAAAGCAAUGGGGGAAUUGGAUUUAAAGAGUAAAAUCAGCAAAAAAUUAAGAAGUCGGGUGGUGGAUAGUGGUGAUUCGGCUCUGUUUGAUCGCUUUACAAGUGGCAGAGGUCCCCGGAUGGGCUCAAGUUCAAGCAUGAAGAGCUCUACGAAUUCAGGAAAGCCAUUUUUAAAGAGACACUUUUCUUUUGGCUAUAAACCAAACAGAUCUUUGUCAGAUAACAGUUCUAAGAAAAAGAGGUUUUUCUGGUCAAAAUCAAGCAAGGAGUGAGCUUUUUCUCUUUAAAGGUAGACGGUAUUUCUAAUACAGACAGAAAGUUUCUUAUUUCACCUAAAGUGCAUUGUGAGCGCUGAAAAGGUUAGCCCCAAAGGAUAGCCAAGCAGAUGAAUAUAUACAGCUGGGAAAAAAAUAAUAUGAAUUUAGAUUUAUUCAUUUUCUUUUACUUGCGUUUUGUAAAGUAUUAUGAUAUAUUGUUUGCAUUCAAAUGGCUAGAAGUGCAUGUAUGUAUUGUUCUAAGCUCAUAAAUUUCCUUCUUAAUAUAUUGUGGGUUUUGAGUUUGGUUAUCA
Messenger RNA from Erigeron canadensis, 2012 nucleotides. RefSeq lists its product as uncharacterized. The transcript has 6 exons. NCBI's taxonomy places the organism in Eukaryota, Viridiplantae, Streptophyta, Magnoliopsida, Asterales, Asteraceae. The record is from RefSeq and is a predicted model, not a curated record. The coding region runs from base 460 to 1716 and encodes 418 amino acids.